This is a messenger RNA of Ostreococcus lucimarinus CCE9901, 1278 nucleotides long. RefSeq names its product Ribosomal protein S17, component of cytosolic 80S ribosome and 40S small subunit (gene RPS17). Bases 1 to 405 code for a protein of 134 amino acids. NCBI's taxonomy places the organism in Eukaryota, Viridiplantae, Chlorophyta, Mamiellophyceae, Mamiellales, Bathycoccaceae. Gene Ontology annotation, cellular component: ribosome. The record is from RefSeq and is a predicted model, not a curated record. Gene Ontology annotation, molecular function: structural constituent of ribosome. The transcript has 3 exons. Gene Ontology annotation, biological process: translation.
AUGGGUCGCGUUCGCACGAAGACGGUGAAAAAGGCGUCUCGCCAAAUCAUCGAAAAGUAUUACUCGAGGCUCACGCUCGACUUUGCGACGAACAAGCGCAUCGCGGAUGAUAUCGCGAUCAUUCCGUCCAAGCGUUUGCGUAACAAGAUUGCGGGUUUCACGACGCACUUGAUGAAGCGUAUCCAACGCGGACCGGUGCGCGGUAUCUCGCUCAAGCUUCAAGAGGAGGAGCGUGAGCGCCGCAUGGAUUUCGUGCCGGAGAAGUCCGCGCUCGAGACGGACUCCAUCGAAGUCGACCGGGACACGAUGGAUAUGUUGAAGUCGAUGAACAUGGGUAACUUGCAAGGCGUUUCUGUGUCUAGCCGUGCGCACUACAACAAGGGUCCGCGACGUGAUCGCGCGUAAUUUCGCACACGUAUGCCCGCGAGAACAUUAGGUCAUCGCGAGUAGAAAUGUGAGACUAAUAGACUUGGUUUAAAUUGUCGCGCGUCGCCCUACCUGCGCAUCGAUUCCCUGAGAGAUCCUCGCGCGCGCAUGUUGAGUAGAAUCGCUCGAGUGUCCAUAUCGCCGACCUCGAGGACGUUCGUCGUUUCUUUCAGCGCGCUCUCGCUCGACUUUUCUGGACUUGCCGCGGGCGUCUCGACGACGACGGAGUCGUCGCCUUCGUUGGGCGAUUUUCCAUCAAAGUCGAGCUUUACCACCGUUUCGCGUCUCGCCUUGAACGAUCCUUUCCUGCCAGAGGACGAAGAAGACGAUCUCGUCCGUUCAAGCGGAAGCGUGGGUAACCCAGUGUUGUUUGCCGGCAUGUUGUCGACGCCUCGUUUCGCUCUCUGCUCGCGCGCGACUUGCGCGUCCAGUAACGUCUGCACUUCUUGAAAUAUGUCUUCGAAUGAAGGUCUGAGCGAGGGAUCGCUCUGCCACGCGCGCUGCAUCAACGCGCGAUAUGAUUCGGCGUCGAGAAAAGCGGCGCCGUGCGUCGCAUCUACCUCUGGACGAUCGCCGUCCGGAACGAUGGAGACGAUUUGAUAAACGUGCAAAUCCUUGAAAGGCGCUUGCAAGCUUUGAAGCUCCCACAUGACGAUGGCGAAGGAGUACACAUCUGAUGCUGUACCAUACUGUCCGUCUGUCAGAACUUCAGGGGCCAUCCAACGAGGCGAGUGAAGAGUACCUGAGCGCUCUGCGCCCUCGCCCGAGGCGACGAUGUCGUUGUGCACUCGAGAUAGGUUGAAAUCGCCGACUUUGACACGGUAGUAGCGGUCUACCAUAAGAUUGGCACUC